Messenger RNA from Talaromyces stipitatus ATCC 10500, 1756 nucleotides. Its product is annotated as mitochondrial chaperone BCS1, putative. The record is from RefSeq and is a predicted model, not a curated record. Bases 64 to 1572 code for a protein of 502 amino acids. The transcript has 2 exons. NCBI's taxonomy places the organism in Eukaryota, Fungi, Ascomycota, Eurotiomycetes, Eurotiales, Trichocomaceae. Gene Ontology annotation, cellular component: mitochondrial inner membrane. Gene Ontology annotation, molecular function: ATP binding; ATP hydrolysis activity. Gene Ontology annotation, biological process: protein insertion into mitochondrial inner membrane from matrix; mitochondrial respiratory chain complex III assembly.
UAUGUUCAUCCUUUUCCUCACUUCUCUGAUGUAUCUCGUCUUGAUAACAACUAAUUCCCUGGAAUGGACACAGAAGGGCCAACCAGAGCUUUGAGGUCAUCAUCUCCAGCGGAAUUGAUUCUUCAGCAGAAGAGCGGAGCUUUGCAAGGUCUUCCGCAACUGAACAGUAACGAUGGAGGGAUUCUAUCUCAACUGCUGAGCAACCCUUUCUUCACGGCAGGAUUCGGCCUAGCUGGUCUAGGUACUGCUGCUGCACUCGCGCAAAGAGGACUCAAACAUGGCGCCGCUCUCAUCCGUCGGCGUAUGCUCGUCGAUGUCGAAAUCAACAUCAAAGAUGAUUCAUACCCAUGGUUCUUACACUGGAUGACCUUAUACCAACAAUCGCAGCUCAACGGUGCUCGCUCUGCGGCAACGAAAAGUGGUGAGAAAGUGGGGAUAAUAGAAACAUUACUUCGAAAAGUUACUCCGGGGAUGCGACAGCUCUCAAUCCAGACGCAAAAAGUCGAACAUGCGAACGGUGCCAUUCAUACGCAAUUUACACUAAUACCGGGUCCGGGAAGGCAUGUGCUACGGUAUAAGAAUGCUUUUGUCUUUGUCAAUCGGGUGCGAGAGUCUUCGUCACGGGACCUUCAAUCAGGUCGACCGUGGGAGACGGUUACGCUUACAACGUUAUAUGCGCAUCGACAUAUAUUUGAAGAAAUGUUUACUGAAGCACAUGCCGUGGCUGCCAAAUCUCAUGAGGGGAAGACACGGAUAUAUAACAGCUGGGGCGCGGAAUGGCAACAAUUCGGGCAUCCUCGACGGAAGCGACCGCUGGAGUCAGUGAUAUUAGAUCAAGGCAUUAAAGAAAAAAUCGUACAGGAUGUGAAGGACUUUCUUGAAAGUGGCAGCUGGUAUUACGAUCGUGGAAUUCCUUACCGCAGAGGCUAUCUCCUGCAUGGACCUCCUGGCAGCGGUAAGAGUUCGUUCAUUCAGGCAUUGGCAGGAGAACUCGACUACGAUAUCGCAAUUCUGAACUUGAGUGAACGCGGUCUCACGGAUGAUCGACUCAACCAUCUAUUGACUAUCAUACCAAACCGGACAUUAGUUCUGCUCGAGGAUGUUGACGCAGCCUUUUCCAAUCGUCGAGUUCAGACGGACGAAGAUGGAUACAGAGGCGCCAAUGUAACAUUCUCUGGGCUCUUGAAUGCGCUUGACGGAGUUGCAAGUGCGGAAGAACGCAUUAUAUUCCUGACCACGAAUCACGUUGAUCGACUUGAUGAAGCAUUGGUUAGACCAGGUCGCGUCGACAUGACCGUCCGACUAGGAGAGGCUACUCGGUAUCAGGUUGCGGCAUUAUGGGAUCGGUUCUACAGAGAAUUUGAUCCUAAUGGUGUCUACAAGGAGAGAUUCUUGGACCGUCUUGUCGAAUUUGGACUCAUCGAGGACAGGAAUGGAAACAAAUUGGACAUGUCCAAAACUCUCAGUACUGCUGCCCUUCAGGGCCUUUUUCUGUUCAAUAAGGGGGAUAUGGAAGGUGCCAUCCGAACAGUGAAAGAGCUGGCUGAGUCCUUGUACGAUCAACAGAAAUAAGCACGUCACGGCGGUACUCAUUGUGUAUGUUAUAUGAAACUAAUAUAUCUGUACUAUAGUUGACUGUCUUUUGCAUUCCAACUCUUUUUGUAUAUUGUGUGAUGCAAUCACUAACAUUUCAUCGCAGCUCAGUGGUGUUGAUAUUGAAUCGUGAAUAACACAUUACAGUCAUGCUAUUGGCUAC